CACUGAUGUAUGUCUACCUGAGAGGAGUAGCCAGGAGACCGUUGAUCAAUCCUUUAAAGAUGAUCCCAGGAGCAAUCAGCAAGCCAUAGGCAAACAUGUCUUGGUGACGGCUACACCUGGAUCGAAGUACCUACCUGGUGAAGUUUUCUCUCAUGGCAAAGAAGUGUCAGGAUCUGAAAUUCUACCAAGAAAAGCUAAAGAAACACAGGUUCUUGUACCUGUUAAUGAAAAUAAUGCGCGGCGACACGAUAAGAAUAACGUGGAUGAAAACUCUGAUUUUGAUGUAAAUAGAUCCUCUAACACUAUAGCUCUACCGAAAAAUGACAGCACAAAUCGUAAGGGGAUUAUGGAUAAGAGGCGUGAGGAAACACCCACUGGACCCAUGCAAGAGUCGAAGAAAGCAGAGUCAAAUGAUGACUUUACGGGGAAUGUUCCAUCAGAGGAUUCACUGGCACUCAGCACUGAAGACACCAGUUUGAGUGAAAAUCAUGGCGAGUAUUUCUGUGACUAUCAGAGAUUGACUAUAGACUCAGUUAAAGACCAGAAAGAGACGCAGAUCAGUGAAAGCACUGAUUACAAAACAAUGAGAGUUCUUGAUCCAUUAAGGUCGGGUUCCAUACUAACUCAGCUUAAAAGUCCUGAAAGCUCAAGCGCUAAAAACCAAGAAAGCCUGUCAAGUGAUUUACCAAUAGUUACAGGAAGUUCCAUUGUAAAGCAAAGCUCUGACAAGCUCAAUGUGUUGGUCGAAGAGCACAGUACUAAGAUUAAACAGAAUGAAAAUUUCCAGCAAAAUCAUGUGUCCAAUGACGAGAAAAGCCAACUCACAGAAAUCAGUCGUGAGGACCAGGUGGUUAAGGGAAGCGCCAGUAAGAACAGUGCUAUGGGUACAGAUAGUGAUACUGAUGGGCGUCAUUUAGAGAAUUUUGAUGCAGGUAACUAUAACACUUGUGUUUUCAACGAGAGUGAUGAUGUUAAGGAACACAGCGCUACCUCUAUUAACAGUAUCACUAGUGAUCGUAAUGCUUAUGAUGACGACGACGAAGAAAACAGUGGUGACGACGACGAUAGAGAUGAUAUUGAUGAAGACAGCAAUGAUAAUGCUGAGUCUGUUGGUGAAGGAGACAAUGUAGCAGAUGAUGGCAGUGACGAAUACGCUGAGCUUGUGAUGGUGGAGUCGACAUCAGGUGAGGAUGAAGAAGAAUAUGAUAUCUUUCCUGCUGAUGAAAAUUAUUCCGAUGGAGAAGAGAAUGACGCGAAAAGUGUUGAUGAAAAUGAUUCCGAUGGAGGAGACGCGAAAAGUGAUUAUGAAGCCGAGGAUAUGGAUCUUGACUCCGACACUGAAAGAGAUACCGGCGGAAUAACAUUUCAUCAAGACACUACAAUUGGACAAAGAGUGAAAUACUCAAGGAGCAGGCAAAAGGACGAUAAACGAACAAGGAGAAAUCGAAGAAAGAAAUCUCGCAAAAGGAAGAGGGCUGAGGAACAAAAUCAGGCAUCUAGAGUCAGGUACAAAACAGAUGAUCAGAAAACGAAACCUACCUCAAACAAGAAAGAUGUUACAGUAGAGACAAAGAAGCUUGGCUCUGUGUCAGGACAUACAUUCAUGGUAACUCCUUCCGAGAGAAAUUCUGAGACUAAGUCAUUAGCAGCAAACAGUCUACCCCAGGUAAAAUUAGAGGAACCCGGAUCGCUGUUAUCGAUGGUGUCGUCAUAUACUGUGGAUCUUACGGUGGCAGCCAGUGAAAAGCUGUUGAAAAGUAAGACCCGAGGUGGACAACACGCAAAGAAGUUGAAGAAAGCAAAACGAACAGCCAAAGCUUUGGAGAGAAAAAGGAGAGGAGAACCACCACCUAGAACAAGACCAGUUUAUAAGGAGCUACCUAGACCAAUCUGCUCAUUUUACAUCGAAGGAAAGUGCCAAAAGGGUAGUGAGUGCUGUUUCCGUCAUGACAGAUCAGCUCUAGCGAAGAAGAAGGUCAUCUGCAAGUUCUACCAGCUUUCCGCUGACAACUGCCACUUGGGAGAUGACUGCGUUUUUAUGCACAGCUCAUUUCCAUGCAAAUUUUUUCACACAUCAAAAUCUUGCCGGGAAGGCGACCGGUGCAGAUUUUCCCAUGAUGCUCUAACAGACGAAACAAGCCGAAUACUUCAGGCGUUUCUCAACCCACCCCCCGAACACAAUGAUCAAUUGCCAGAAGGUACAGACGUUGAAGCGUUGAAACCGCGAAGUUCUGAUUCAAAUUUGCCCGUUGAAGACAGCAUGCAAUCUGGACAUUCGUCUCCAUACAAUCUACGGCAAGUGCACGAAAGCGGGCACUUGGUUACGAUGGAACGACACCAGGGGGCCAAGGAACACAUGGUAAAAUGGCCAGGCUUAAAAGCCCUGCAAAGGCAGACAAAGACACCACACAGGUCGUAGAAGAGGAAAUGGGCCCGUUCGUACCAGGAUUAUGCAGAGACUUGUCUAUAUAGAGGCCUGACCUAACGUCUCUCCUUCAUUGGCUUCCUUAGUCAAUGAAUGAAAAAGAAAUCAAACGAACAUUCUAAGUCGACAGAAGGUUGUCAAAGAUCUCAACUUGCUAAGGGCAGAUCAGUCGGUUACGUGUUAAAGAGUUCAAGGAGUUCAGCUUGAGGAGUACAAGAAGUCAAAGAUGGCCAACCGGGAACGAAUCCUUUACGUUUAAAGAGAAAUCGAAGACCGAUUAUAGUUCAUAUUAGUCCAAAUGUGUUUCCAGGUUUUCGUUAACUGUUAAAAUAAUUUCCUUUUAGUUUUCCAUUUUUCUAAAGGCGCGUGUGCCAUGAAUGGAUGUUUAGGAUUUGAUGCUUCAUUGUGCUUGAAAAAUAUCCAAAAUUUCACGCUCAAUAAAAAG
Stylophora pistillata is the source of this 2870-nucleotide messenger RNA. RefSeq lists its product as uncharacterized. NCBI's taxonomy places the organism in Eukaryota, Metazoa, Cnidaria, Anthozoa, Scleractinia, Pocilloporidae. The record is from RefSeq and is a predicted model, not a curated record. Gene Ontology annotation, biological process: negative regulation of DNA-templated transcription. Gene Ontology annotation, cellular component: nucleus. Gene Ontology annotation, molecular function: RNA binding; metal ion binding.